GCAGGAAGGUGGGCUGAGCGCAGGGGGCAGGACUGCCGCUAGGCCAGCCCCGCCGGCUCCGGCUCCGACUCCUGGAGGGUGGGCAGAAUGGCGAGGCGGGACGGCUCAUUUGAACAGGUCGAGCAGCAUCUCCCGAGGGCGCCGCCGCCGCCUGAGGGGCAGGUCACCGGGCGGAGACGAUGCCAACGGCCACACCAAUGCUCCUACCACCAGCAUGCAUUUCCGACGCCGCGUUCAUCCUCUUGGACGGGGACUCAGGCAGCCGCCGCCGCCGCCAAGAGGCUUUUCCCCUCAGUCCCCACCGCCGGCGGCGGCCACCGGAGUCGCUUGCGCUCUUUGGCCGGAGACCAGCUGCCUCCGUGGCGCAGGCGCCUCUUCUUCAUGGAAGCCCCCGAGCCGGCUCCUGGGGAUCCCCGCGCCCGCCGAGGCUUGUGGAAAGCGCCGAGCGGGCGGCAGUGGCCCGUCCUGGUGGCCUGCUUGACCUGCUGUACCUUGCUCGGCUGGUACACGGCCAACAGCGUGAAUGACGCUGCGGCCCCUGGAAGCCCCCAGCCGGAGGAAAAAGACCCCGAGGUGACGACGGUGACGGUGGUGGUGUGGUGGCCGCCUUUCGGGCACGGCGUCUCCGAGAACUGCUGGCAAUUCAACAUCAGCGCCUGCCGCCUCUCUACCAACCACAGCCUCCAGCCCCAGGCGCACGCGGUGGUCUUCCAUCACCGGGACCUGCAGUGGCAUGGCCUGGGCCAGCUGCCCCAGCAGAGGCCGCCGGAGCAACGGUGGGUCUGGAUGAACAUGGAGUCGCCCACCCACACCACUGGCCUGCGAAACCUGGCCGGCCUUUUCAACUGGACCAUGUCCUACCGGACCGACUCGGAUGUCUUUGUACCCUCUGGGUACCUCAAACUUCGCCCGGAGCCCCUGGUCCAGUUCACCUUGCCCAAGAAGACCAAGCUGGUGGCCUGGGUGAUCAGUAACUGGAACGAAGGUCAUGCCCGGGUCCGUUAUUACCACCAGCUGAAAAAGUAUCUCCCCAUCGAUGUUUAUGGAUCUCACAAACUGUCGCUCAAAGACAACAAUGUGAUCAAGACGGUCUCGGAAUACAAGUUUUAUUUGGCUUUUGAAAACUCCCAGCACCAGGACUACAUCACCGAGAAACUCUGGGUGAACGCCUUCGAAUCUUGGGCGGUCCCCAUUGUCUUGGGGCCCCCAAGGGCCAACUAUGAACGGUUCGUCCCUUCUGACGCCUUCAUUCAUGUCGAUGACUUCUCUGACCCCAUGGAGCUGGCAGUUUACCUGAAGUUCCUAGAUAAAAACAAGAACAUGUACCGAAAGCAUUUCGCCUGGAGGAAAGAGUAUGAUGUGAGGCUGCCAUCCUUUUGGGCAGAACAUUGUUGCAAGGUUUGUAAAGUAGUCCGAGAGGUGGGGAAACAGCCCAAGACCAUCCAGGACCUCGCCAAGUGGUUUGAAAGUUGACUUCCUCGGAUUUGACUGAGUUUCCAUGCAGGAUGAUUGGUUUGACGCAUUUACCCAACCAAGGCACAGAAAAUAUAUCAGGGGUAUUUCAGUUUUCUUAAGUUAUCGAUUAACUUAAUUGAUAAAUUAAGAUUGCUUGGUUUAAUAAUUAUGGGGAGAUUCACCAGUGUGUGUGUGUGUGUGUGUGUGUGUGUGUGUAUGGACUUUUUGUUGUUGUUUCUCUCUUUUGGUCUCGUAUGGAGUUCUUCACCAAACUGAAGCACAAAAGGGUUUGGCUGCCACAUAAAGGUUUAUUUGCAACCUUCGCAAAUAAGCAAAACCAUUAGCAAAAUACGUAUAAAAUUAUAGCGAUCGUAUCAAUUCAAUUCAUCCCCUCUAAUAUUAAAAGCACUAUUUUGUCAGGAUGUCAGGCUUUCCUAGCUUUCUUGUAG
Messenger RNA from Notechis scutatus (mainland tiger snake), 1904 nucleotides. RefSeq names its product fucosyltransferase 4 (gene FUT4). The record is from RefSeq and is a predicted model, not a curated record. NCBI's taxonomy places the organism in Eukaryota, Metazoa, Chordata, Lepidosauria, Squamata, Elapidae. Gene Ontology annotation, molecular function: alpha-(1->3)-fucosyltransferase activity. Gene Ontology annotation, cellular component: membrane.